ACUGUGAGAGCUUUUGCAAGCGGAGCGGCACAGGCGUCGCUGUGGGUCUCUAUAAUCUGGCAGAAGCUCACCGCGGACCCAUAUUGUUGGUGCGCAACCGCUGCGGCAUCAUCUGUAAGCGAUUGAUGAGCACAGAGACCACACAGCGGAGCACAGCCAGAGUGACAGCGGAGCACGAGCCGCAGCUGUGCCUAUAGAUCAAAUUUGGCACACGCGGAGAACCGCCUCUUAGCGUGCAAUCGCUGUGCAACCGUGCGAAGCGCAUCGGUGCGGCAAAGGGGAGAGCACCGACUGCGCAGCAUGUCCAGCAACACCCAAAAAACAACGACGACAGUCGACCCCGCACUCCUCGAGCAGUGCGGCUGCAAGCGGGAGCGCCUGUCCAACGCGUGCAACUAUAGUUUCCAGGACCUCUACCGCGCGAAAGCUGCAGCUCUCGGGCAGGCCGGCGACGACGCCGCCGAGGUGUGCGCCGCGUUGUACAAACGCGACCGCGACGCCAUCAACGAGACGGUGCGCGAGUGGGCUGCUGUUGCGGGCUGGGAGACGGAGAUGCACCGCGGGAGCGACGGCCAGGACUACCGAGCGUUUGCGCCGGAAGCGCCCUCGUAA
Molecule: messenger RNA, 612 nt
Organism: Pelagomonas calceolata
Lineage: Eukaryota; Pelagophyceae; Pelagomonadales; Pelagomonadaceae
Source: the annotation of a GenBank genome assembly